Molecule: messenger RNA, 1051 nt
Organism: Drosophila subobscura
Lineage: Eukaryota; Metazoa; Arthropoda; Insecta; Diptera; Drosophilidae
Exons: 1
Coding region: 55-813 (252 amino acids)
Source: RefSeq, a predicted model, not a curated record
GAGGAUCACUAAGGAUUACCAUCAGAAAGCGCAGAAAGAGCAGCAGCAGGGAUCAUGUUCGUUCGUCCACUCAUUGUUGGUUGCCUGGCACUCCUGGCCGUGGCCGUGGCCCAGGCACGCCCGCAGUAUGGCUAUGAGCAGCCCGGCCCUGGGCCCACGGACAUUUUCGUUGGCGGCAGCGGCAACGGCGGCGGCAUUGGCGGUGGCGGUGGCGGUGGCCUGGUGGCCAUUCAGCCACAUCGCGGUGGCGACAAGUACCUGCCGCCGGCCAGCACCACCCAAGCGCCGAUCAUCAACAAGAAAUUCUAUCUGGUGUCGGCGCCCGAGGACCACAGCAACGAUGGCAAGGUGAAGCACCUGGUGCUGGGUCGCCCGCAGAAGAACUACCGCGUGGUGUUCAUCAAGGCGCCGGCGGGCGACAAUGCCAACGUGAAGUAUUCGGCCGAGUUUGCGCCGCAGGAGGAGAAGACCGUCAUCUAUGUGCUGUCCAAGAAGGACAACGAUCUGGAUGCCACGGACAUUGCCACGCCGGCACCCACGCAGCCCAGCAAGCCGGAGGUGUUCUUCAUCAAGUACAAGACCGACGACGAGGCCAAGCAGGCACAGCACGAGAUUCAGGGACAAUACGACAAGCUGGGCGGCACCAACGAGUACCAGGAGGACAAUAAUGCGCCCAUUACCUCGGUCAUUGGCAGCUUGGACGGCCUCAAUCCCGACGGCAGCUACAACUAUCGCCAGAUCGGCAAUCGGCCAUCGAGUGGACCCCACGGCUCGCCCAGUGCCCAGUAUCUGCCCAGUUUGCUGAAGCAUUAAUCAACACGCAAUCACCACGCUCCUCCCCCCACCCCCACCCCCACCCACUCCCACACCAUUAUUUCAGUUCAGUGUUGCAUAAUUUUAAGAUUCAACUACACCUUUUUUUUGUAUUUUUUGUUUUGUUUUUUUUUGUUGCCAAUAAAGUUUAUAUUUAAAAAUGAAAAGAAAAGUCUGCAGAGAUUUUUGGCUGGAACUUGGAAAUAUUUUCCCUAUGCGAAAUCCAUCUCAAAGUCAA